AUGGAGGUUCAGUCUCUGCGUAUUAAGACUAAUGCCAGAGCUGCAUGCUCCGUCCGCAACGAGGUAUGGCUUGCCCUCCAAAACGGUGGUCUCGGAGUCUACGAUGCCGAAACGCACGAACAUCUUAAAGAUGUACCGAUUGAUAUUGAUGGUUUCAAAAACCCUCGAAUAAAGCUAGUUGCUGCUAUUCUCAAAGAGGUAUGGGCUAUUGCCUCUGAAGGGCAGAUUUUCUCUGUUAACGGGCUAAGCUGCAAGGUUACAAGGAGAUUGCAGGUUUAUGCUAGCAAAAAGAAGGCGGAGGUGAUGGAUAUGUCUUUCAAUGGAUCUUUGGUUAUCCUAGCCUCAGAGGCUGGUUAUGUCCUGACACUCCAUCCGAACACGAUGGAAGUACUAUUUUCAAUCUCCAUAUCGGCUCCCUGCACGGCAGUGGUACAGUUUUCAUCACUGAUUGCGGCAGGUGACUGUAAGGGCGCAUUGUAUUUGUGUGACACACAGACACAAAAGUGUAUACUUGUUCAUACUGAAGGUAAGGAUGACGUUCUCAAACUGUUAUAUGAUACUACGUGCAACAGGCUCUGGGUGGCGCGUCGCAAUGGUAACAUUGACUUGUAUGACUUUGAACCCAGUAACAAAAGACUGUUACUUUAUAAGCGGUUGCUAUCAGUUGGGAUUGUGACCGGCAUGGUGGCAAUGAGUGGGAGGGUAAUAGUGUCGACAUUCGAGAAAAAACUUGUCGUUAUCGAUUCGGGCAACGCACACAUCUUGCACACGUCUAUGGGUAUCCAUAAAAAGUUCAUUCAUGAUGUUGUCAAAGUGAGACACACAGAAAUAGCGGAAGUAUGGAGCCUAGGAAAUGACGGCGCGGUCUGUGUGUGGUUUGUAACUGUUCGUUCUGAGCCGAUAUAUGUGCCACCCCUUAUAGACGACUUACCAGUGUUGGACGUAUCGCCAUGCCCAUCGAUUAACGUUACAGAGGCUAAAAAUGAGCCUUCUAAGGUACCUACAAUAUUUGAGCUGAAUAAGCACUUUGAUAUCUUGGAUAAUCUGCGCCAAGCUCGUGAAGAGGCACAGGAGAUGCGUUUGCGCUCUAUAAGGCUGGAGGAGUUGCUCAAAGUUAAGAAUGACGAGAUCGAAACGAAAUACAAAGAGAUGAAAAACCUGGAGGAUCGUAUAAGUGCACUCACUAAAGAUGUAAUUGAUAUUACAAGCGAAAAGCGAUCUAUGGAGCGUGAACGUGCGAUACUUCAAUCCGAGCUUAAUUUUACAAAGAGCGAAACUUUUAGAGUGAGUGGGGAGGCAGCGAGCCAAAUGUCUAUGAGAAUACGCGCAGAAGAAGAGGUAUCUCAGAAAAAAGUUGAUAUUAUUCACCUAGAGAGGCGUCUCCGUGAUGCAGAGAGUCAAUUGGCUUCUGUGCAGAUAGAAAACACACAAUUACGUAGGUCUGUGGACAUUAGCGUAGUAACUCAACGUCCUGGGAUGGUGACGUUGCUGCCAAUGAUUGAAUCUCAAGCUCUAACAAAACAGGAGCUUGAAAAGGCCCUGAGUCUAAACUACUCACUCAAUUCUGCGUUGAGAUCCAUGGAGUUCACCCUUCGCUGUAAGGAGGAAGAGGAGAAGGAUCUGAACGUGUUGCUUAACGCUUAUCGGCUCAAGGCCGCAGACCGUGUUAGCGAUUCUUGCCUUUCUGCCCUGCUCAUCGCGAGCAUCACGCGGUGUCCAGAGCGGUUCGAGUUAUAUUGUGAUGAUCAGACGUUAUCAGAAUUGCGUGCAUACACCAACCCUUUUAUUAAUUACCUUGUUUCCCUGCGGAAUGGCGAUCCGGAAACGUACCAGGGUCUGGUGAACCACCUUCAUCAGUAUGCCAUUGAUGGAUCCAUAUCACUCCAAACGCAGCAGCAUUUGGAUCGGCUUCUAAUCUUGGCCUUUGAGAAGGGAGACUUGGUCGGUGCCGAUACGUUAGCAGCCUUUAAGAGAGCCAUUUCUUGCCAGACAACUAGGAAUUAUAACGACAACCAUGCGCUUGGUACAUCGCCAACCUCAAAUGAAGCGAGCCCUCCACCUAACAGGACGAGUGACCUAUCUGGAUCCUUUUCAUUAUCAGGCUUGCGGGGAGCGGAACCUGCGCGUAAUUUUGCUGUUCCCAUCUCUACAUCUGUAAGCAAGAGCGUUGCAGGUAUUUCAUCUUCUACCCCAACUCUUGCAGACAAAACCAAUAUCGAUAAGUAUCGUGAGGUGUUUGAAUUCAUUUUGUUUACUAGACGUCCGCUGGUGGAGCAUUUGGUUCACCUGCACCAGUGGACUAUAAAUAUAAGACAGAAGGUCGAAGCACUCUCAUUAGAAGACUUUCUGACCUCAAUUCUUUCCAUUCAGAGUUCGACUUCCACUCAAGUCUCUUCCCAUGUGGAUUUGAUAAAGUCAUUUAAAAACAUCGGACCCAUGAUUACGGAGAUUGAUGAGCUCGUCUCCUUCCUUGUUAGGAGUUACCUCACCGCUGCUGAAAAGCAGCGACUGAGCGUAGGGUAA
Messenger RNA from Phytomonas sp. Hart1, 2523 nucleotides. NCBI's taxonomy places the organism in Eukaryota, Euglenozoa, Kinetoplastea, Trypanosomatida, Trypanosomatidae. The record is from the annotation of a GenBank genome assembly.